UGAAGAAGUACGGCAGUUCUUCGCGAUUGAAUCUUUAGGUAUAACAGCUGAGCCGCGAGAAAACUCCGAUGACCUGCGGGCUCGGGCUUAUCUGGAACAGACUAGUAAAUUAAUAGAUGGAAGGUGGCAUGUUGGGUUGCCGUGGAAAGAUACUAAUGCUAGGAUGCCUAAUUCUUUUAAUUGCGCAAUGACCAGGCUAAAGGGAAUAGAAAGAAAAAUGAACGCUAGCGAGGGCUUUGCUGAAAGAUAUAGGGAAAGAAUAAACCAUUUGUUUCAAAACGAAUUUGCUAGAGAGGUGAUAGAUUUGUCUCCGAGCCCGCGAACAUGGUACUUGCCCCAUUUUGGUGUGGACAACCCGCACAAGCAGAAGUUGCGUUUGGUUUUCGAUGCGGCUGCAAAGUGUCAUAAUCUAAGUUUGAACGAUUACCUGCUGACGGGUCCUGAUUUGCUCGUUUCACUGCUGGGCAUAAUGAUGAGGUUCCGGGAACAUAAAAUCGGAAUAAUGGGGGACAUAAAGGACAUGUUUCUUAGAAUAAAAAUCUUACCUGAAGAUCAAGAUGCAUUACGGUUCCUAUGGCGUGACAACCCUAAGAAAAAACUUAAAAUCUGCGCCAUGACAUCCUUGAUCUUUGGUGCAAAUUGUUCGCCUUUCAUCGCUCAAUUCAUCAAAAAUAAAAACGCACAAAUGUUUGAGUCAUCGAAGCCAGCCGCGGUGAGCGCGAUCCGUUUACAGCACUACAUGGAUGAUUAUAUUGACAGCAUUGAAAAUAUAGAAACUUCGCAAAAAUUAAUAGAAGAUAUAACUUAUAUACACAAGCAAGGCGGCUUUGAAAUACGUAACUGGGCAAGUAAUUGUGACAAUGUUUUAAAAGUCAUCCCUACUGAAGCAUUGGGGCCUAGUGCUAUAAAACCCAAUAUUGAUCAGCACUCCGAACGAACUUUAGGCGUCAUGUGUUUACCUACAGACAUAGUUUCGAGGGGAAAAGUACCCACUAAAAGAGAAAUUUCAAGAGUUAUUAUGUCAUUAUUUGAUGAGUUUGAAUUUUUAGCGACGUUCACAAUCAAAGGAAAAAUAAUAUUGCAAGAAACAUGGCGAUCUGGAAUCGACUGGGACGAACCACUUAAUAAUGAACUUUAUUAUAAGUGGACCGAAUGGUUAAAGUUGCUAAAAUGCAUCGAUAAGAUGUACCUACCGCGUCACUAUCGCGCGGCCGCGCGCGCGAGCGAGAUGGAGAACGCAGUAAAUGAUGCACUGAACAGUGCAAGCGAUUAUAAUGCCUACUCGAAACUUACAUUACAUGUUUAUACCGACGCGUCAAUAAAAGCGAUGUGCGCCGUCGCAUACUGGCGUUGGGAAGAAAAUAAGAUAAUACGCAUUGCCUAUAAUGCAAGUAAAUAUAAGGUAGCACCAGUAAAACAAUUACUGUCGGUUUCCCGGCUAGAAUUUCAAGCUGUCGAAGCUAGAUUAGCGGAAACAAUAAUUAAACAGCAUAGAAAAUAUUUUUGGAGUGAUUCUACUAAUGUAUUACACUGGAUAAAAAAUAGCGCGCGAAAUUAUAAAAUGUUCGUAACACAUCGCUUAGGAAAAAUAGACGAACUUACCCGUGCAAGCGAAUGGCGUGAUAUACCCACAAAGCUGAACGUCUCCAUCGCAGCUACUGGAGAAGUGGUAACUUAUUUUCUAUGUUGCGAUGCGGAUAAAUGGCCAGCAGGGUCAUUAUGUAACUCGGUGAACGCUUUAAAAUCACAGUCACGACAACAAAUGACAGCGAUUUUUCGUUUUUGCGAUCAUGUAACACACAUCUCCCACCGAAAUGACGUCAUCUUGGAUCGUUCUCUGUCACGGUCACUUGUAGGGAUUUAUCCAAGUUAUAACGCAGUUUUUACGUAUCGAUAGUCAGUUUAAGCGAUUAUGUAAGCCUAGUGAUCAUACAACUGGGUGACACAGAAGUUGUCAAAGUCAAUCGCUAUAGAAACUAAUACCGAGCAGUGUUUUAAUAAAGUUUACUUGACGCCUGUGAUUCAAUAAUUACAAAUAAAAGUACUUUUAGGAUUUUUUUGAAUUUUGUACUAUACCUUGUAAGUAAGGUAUUAGUUUGUAAGUCAAUAAAAUCAGAAUUAGAAAAGUUUUUCAUGUAAAAUAUGACGAAAGUUGAGAAUAUAUAGUAGGUACCUACCUACAUACUUAUUUCAUAAAGCAGAAUUACAGUUUUAGAGUUAGUUGAAGUGAAUUUAAUUAAUUGUGUUAUUUUUGUAGUGUUUACCGACAUUGCCAUGUACAAUACAAUGCAUGUAGCAUUUGUAUUGUACGCGGAAACGGAACGAAAAAGAUGUCUUUGUCGAGUUCAUUGCAAAACUUUCGUGUCGCGAUACCAGCAGGUUUUAGAAGAAAUACAAAGUCUUCGAACAACUGCUGUUCGCAAUGAAUUAGAGAUAAGUAAGUUAUAUGAAUGAAUGAAGGAAUUUUCUUCAUUCUCUGCGUUGAGCAAGUGACGUGGACUAUGGGCCUAACCCCUCUCAUUCUGAGAGGAGACUCGAGCUCAGCAGUGAGCCAAAUAUGGUAUUUUUAUAUGGUCUUGGCAGCUUUAAACUUUUAUGCCAAUGGAUCAUACAAAUGGCUUUGUGAUGGCUAAGGCAUCUUUUAGCAAAUGCCUACAUGAAGUCGCUGACGCUCCUGAAUACCCCAGCUGUUUAAAAAAAAUGUGUUAAGUUCCCUUUGCAUUAAACACAAAAUCAUUAUAAAUAAAUAUGUGAUGCCAAUCUAAUAAUAACAUAGUGGAUGCUCAAUUUGGUGGUGCAUCUUAUGACUUGUACAUAUGGAAUCAGUGCAAUAAGACCACUUGAGGAAAACCUGCCCAAUAGGGACCGCUGUUGGUUGUUAGGUGACCAAUGUUUGCAUGAUGACCCCCAUCUUGGGAGCUGCUCCUAGAUCCCAUGAAGAUAUGGACAACGUUGCUGUGUCAGAAAUACGGUGGAGCCUUGUAGUUGGGUGCAUAUUGUAAAAUGUUUCCUCACUCCAAAACCAUGAACUCUGGUUUCCUAAACCCUCAAGCUAUGCAGCCGAAGGAGGAGACUUAUCACAGGAGAAUCACUAAUAAUUUUGAAGAAGUGAAGAGCUUAACAAUGUUUCAACCAACACCUAAAGAAGCUUUCACUUGGCUGUUAGAUCAAGGGCUGGAUACAGAAAACAGUAAUCCUUGUGAUGGCAGUAUUGUCCAAGGAUUCCUCACUCAAAACCAUGAUAACAAGUUGCUAGAACCCUCAAGCUAUGCAGACAAAAGACUGGAUAUAUUUUUUCGUGACCAAGCCUUCUGUAUAAUUAUUUAUACUUAAACCAUACAAAGCACUAUCUAGCCCCAAAGUAGGCAUACAGAGUAGCUUGUGUUGUGGGUACUAAGAUAGUUGAUAUUAUAAUAUUCUUUUACAUUUAUAUACUACCUAUAAAUACUUAUAUAAUGUAUAAAUACGCACACACUGGAAAAAGCCCAUGCUCUUCACACAAAUAUUUUCCAGGUGUGGGAAUCGAACCCAUGACCGUGGAUGCAGGAGCACUACUUACUGCGCCACGCGUAUGUGUUUUUAUUUUGAAGCAAAUUAUUAAAGUUGAUAAUUCAAAUUGUAGUCAUGUUUUUAAUUAAUCUAUAAUUAAUUUUUAAUUUACAUUUUUGUUAAAUAUUUACCUAUACUUCAGUCUAUUUUUGUUAGAGGGGGUACCUAUAUGUGUAAGUAGGGUCGUUUCUUGAUUAAAUUAAACUAAAGAAUGAAAGAUAUAUAUUAUAACAAAAUUUGUCAACAACAAUAUAUCAAGUCUGAAUAAAAAAUACACAAGUAAAUAUAUUUUUUAUUUUUAAGUAAUAGAUGUUACACAAAUAUAGAGUAUCUACUUUAACUACCUGGCCCUACCUGCUUAACAUUAAACAACAUUGUUUUUAAUCAAAUCAUUAUUUAUUUAUUUCCUACAAUGUGGUAGGUACAUGUUUUGUUCUUAAAAUUAUUGAAUUGUAUAGAUAAACAACUAAUGUAGUAUUAAAUUUUUUCUUUUACAAUUACUUAAAUAAUCAUCAUCAUCAUCAUCAUCAUCAUUAUAAACACAUAUUCGGCUCACUGCUGAGCUCGAGUCUCCCCCAGUAAGAGGGGUUAGUGCCUACCCGCACUCGGGAGACCCCGCACUGGAAAGCGUGGUUGGUCGGUUGGUUGGAUGUUCGCGGCUCAAGAUCGUUGUGCUUGGAGGUCCAUGUAAGAGGCCUAUGUCCAGCAGUGGACGUCUAUCGGCUGAUAAGGUAAGGGAAGGCCAAUGCCUAACCCCUCUCAUUCUGACAGGAGCCGAAUAUGGGCCAGCAUAUUUGGAUUACAUUGGCAGACAUCACAUAUGCAGAGAAUUAAGAGAAUUCUCUGGUAUGCAGGUUUCCUCACGAUGUUUUCCUUCACUGUUUGAGACACGUGAUAUUUAGUUUCUUAAAAUGCACACAACUGAAAAGUUGGAGGUGCGUGCCCCGGAACGGGUUCGAACCCACACCCUCCGGAAUUGGAGGCAGAGGUCACAUUCACUGGGCUAUUAGGGAUAAUAAUAAUAGUUAAAUAAUAUUUCCUCCUAAUAAUAGAUAAUAAAACAUAUUUUGAUGUGCAAUUUUACAAUAAAAUUUUUAUCUAAUACUAUGUAAUACUGAAAUUAACCAAAUGAUAAUAAUCAUAUUCUUUAUAUACAGUGAUGUCAUAAUUAACUAUAUUAAAUUAAAAUGAAAUUAUA
This is a messenger RNA of Bicyclus anynana (squinting bush brown), 4747 nucleotides long. RefSeq lists its product as uncharacterized. NCBI's taxonomy places the organism in Eukaryota, Metazoa, Arthropoda, Insecta, Lepidoptera, Nymphalidae. The record is from RefSeq and is a predicted model, not a curated record. Bases 164 to 1897 code for a protein of 577 amino acids. The transcript is spliced from 5 exons.